AUUUAUUUUUCUUUCGCUGGUGGAAACCGGCUUCCAUAGUGAGGGCAUGUGGGCAGAGGUGCAGUAUUUCCGGGAGUUUCCAGCCACAGAGAGCGACACAGCAGCAUCACCUCUCUGUCAGACUCCGUCCCCUCCGCCAUGUCGGCGGGCUCUUUAAGAGGAGAGACUCCGCAUCUGCUGAUCUGUCAGCAGGCGCGGUGCCGCCCUCCCCGCACAUCCUGCUGCUGCUGCUGCUGCACCUCAGGGACCGACUCACACCCGGCAUACUGACUCACUCAACACCGAUGCACCUGAAGCUCCCGGUAAAACAUACGCUGGAAUCAAAUCGUUAUGGAUAACCGAUAAUCGGAACUAACAUGCGCCGGGCUCCCCGUCCUCGCCAUCCCGGGAUAUGCAGGUGUAAGAGGUAACCGGACCGAGCUGCUGGAGAGGGACACGGCCACGCUUUAUCUGCGGAUCACAUCAUGCAUGUUUUAUGUACAGCCAUGACAUUUUCCGCGUUGGAAUGGACGACUUCUUCUGGUGCACGCCUUUAAUUCAUUCAUUCUUCUCUUUUGGCCUCUGUGGUGGUUCGGCCGGUUCAGCGACAGGAGCAGCUGCACUGUGAUCAAGCAGCCACAAUGCAAUAACCUACUGUCUGGAUAUGAAUGACAGAUCACCCGUUGACCUCACCCAACCAGACAUGCUUCAGAAACUGGACAAAUACAUGAAGCCGCUCAUUCGCCCCUUUGUGUACAAGUGGGCGAAAACACAGGAGUACACCAUAAAGCAGCAGCUGGACUGUGGGGUCAGAUACUGUGACCUGAGAAUUGCACAAAGGCCCAACGACAGCUCCACUGAUCUUUACUUCUACCACGGUGUUUACACCACCCUCACUGUGGAGACUGUUCUCAUGGAGAUAAGAGAGUGGCUGGACGCUCAUCCCAAAGAGGUGGUCAUCCUCUCCUUCAGCCACUUCCUGGGUCUGAGCCAGGAGCUCCACAUGCUGCUCCUAACGACCAUACGCAAAGCAUUCACCUCCAAACUCUGUCCUAAAACGGAAGUGUUAACUCUCCGAAACCUGUGGGCUUUAGGCUACCAAGUGAUUGUUUCCUAUGAGCACAAUAUUGCCAGUUGUCACGGCGACCUGUGGCCACACAUACCUUACUGGUGGGCCAAUAAAUGCAAAGCUGAGGCUCUUAUCGAGGAGUUUGAACACAGGAAGCAACAUGGCAGACCAGGAGGUUUCUUCGUCACAGGAAUUAAUCUGACAGAGGACCUGAAAUACAUCUGCACACACCCGACAGAGUCCCUGAAGGACCUGGUGGUGUCCACGUACCCGACUCUGCUCAGCUGGGUCAAAGAGCAGACCCCCGGCUCCAGAGUUGGCUCUCUCAAUAUCAUUGCUGGGGACUUUAUCACCGAGAGCCACUUUGUACCAACUGUUGUUACACUGAAUGAGAAACUACUGAAAUGGUCCUCAUGAAUUUUUACCAUUACAUUACAUUACGUUAUUCUACGAAAAAAAAGAAGUGAAUCAAAGCAUGAAAUACACACAAGCUUGUUUUGUUAAGAGCGGCAGAAAAAAAUACUUGAGUACUUGAACUAUUCAUUUACAUGUAAAUGCACUUACUGGAGGCAGUGAAAUGUAUAUUUCAGUCCUAAAGCUGCUUGGAAACAGACUUCUGUUACUUUGAACUGCAUUUGUUUGUUUACAUUCAGUUCACUAUUUAUGCAAUGCACUGUAUCAGUUUUCACAAGUCAGCAAGGCGGCUCGUUUUAUGUUACGGCGACCAAAGCAAUAAUGAUACUACUAAUCUCACCUUAAUGUAGGCAUUUUAAAUGAGUAAGCACAAAUAAUGUAUUCAAAGAGCACAUAUGACUGUAAUGUAGACUUUUUUAAAUAUGACAUGUGGGCAGCAAGUUUAAGAAGUAGCUAAACUGUAUCACCUACAAUACACGUAUUUAUCCGUAGAGAAUGUAGAGAACACAUGAAACUUAUGCAAAAUGCAUGGAAACGUUAUUUGCAUGAAAACAACCUUGACUGUUCUACUUAGAAUUGACUUGAGCCAGCAGGGUAGGCCUUGGUUUAAAAUAAUGCUGCACCACUGUGCCUGUGGAGAUGAGCUUUUCAAAUAAACAUGAGCAUUUUUAAGCUAAUUAUGUCAUUUU
This is a messenger RNA of Seriola aureovittata, 2151 nucleotides long. It is a transcript of the gene plcxd1.1, whose product is annotated as phosphatidylinositol-specific phospholipase C, X domain containing 1. Gene Ontology annotation, molecular function: phosphoric diester hydrolase activity. Bases 644 to 1465 code for a protein of 273 amino acids. NCBI's taxonomy places the organism in Eukaryota, Metazoa, Chordata, Actinopteri, Carangiformes, Carangidae. Gene Ontology annotation, biological process: lipid metabolic process. The transcript is spliced from 6 exons. The record is from RefSeq and is a predicted model, not a curated record.